GGGAGAGUUCUCGCGAGAACCGGCGCAAGCGGGCCAAGUCUAGCCGUCGAAAACAUCGUGAACCUUUUAAGAAUCUGCCCGUGCAAUCAAAAGGGGAUUUUGCAACAUUUCGCAAGAGGACAAACCCAACUUUAAAGUUGCUGCACGACGAGGAGGAACAGCAGAUCCCGUUUUUGUUGCGGUUUUUCUAAGUUUUGGGGAAGUUGAGGUCUGGUCCUACUAGAUCCUGCAGACCAGACGUGAGCGAGUCAACUCGGUCGUCGGUGGUCUGCAGCAAUGUCGCAGAAAGAGAGACCCAAGUUUUACCUGCAGGAGGUCAACAAAGCCAUAUGGGAAGUCCCGGAGCGCUACCAGAACCUAUCCCCAGUCGGCUCCGGCGCUUACGGAUCGGUUUGUUCCGCUUACGACGUGAAGAGCGGUUUGAAAUUGGCUGUGAAGAAGCUCUCCCGACCCUUUCAGUCAAUCAUCCACGCCAAGCGCACAUACAGGGAGCUACGCUUGUUGAAGCACAUGAAGCAUGAAAAUGUGAUCGGCCUCUUGGAUGUGUUUAGCCCCGCCACGUCUCUAAAGGAGUUCACAGAUGUGUACCUUGUCACUCACUUAAUGGGCGCGGACCUCAACAAUAUCGUGAAAUGUCAGAAGCUGACAGAUGACCACGUGCAGUUCCUCAUAUACCAGAUCCUCAGAGGAUUAAAGUACAUCCACUCAGCAGACAUCAUUCACAGAGAUCUGAAACCCAGCAACCUGGCAGUAAAUGAGGAUUGUGAACUGAAGAUUUUGGAUUUUGGCUUGGCGCGGCACACCAACGACGAGAUGACUGGCUACGUGGCCACCCGCUGGUACCGUGCUCCAGAGAUCAUGUUGAACUGGAUGCAUUACAACAUGACAGUGGAUAUUUGGUCAGUGGGCUGCAUCAUGGCCGAACUUCUCACAGGAAGAACUUUGUUCCCAGGAACAGAUCACAUAAACCAGCUUCAGCAGAUAAUGCGGUUGACGGGAACACCGCCGACGUCACUAAUAAACAGGAUGCCCAGCCACGAGGCCAGAAACUACAUCAGCUCCUUGCCACACAUGCCCAAGAGGAAUUUUGCUGACGUAUUUAUUGGCGCCAAUCCUCUAGCUGUAGACCUGCUGGAGAAAAUGUUGGUUCUGGACACAGACAAACGGAUAACUGCAGCAGAGGCGCUGGCUCACCCAUACUUUUCUCAGUACCACGACCCCGAUGACGAGCCUGAGGCCGAGCCGUACGAUCAGAGCUUUGAGAGCCGCGAGCUUGAAAUUGAAGAGUGGAAACGGUUGACCUACGAGGAGGUGUGCAGUUUCGAGCCGCCCAUCUUUGAUGAGGACGACAUGGAAUAACAGAAUUUACCUCUGCCAUUAUACUUACCCCAUAUGACAAUUUGUACAUUUUUUCCAUUCGCCACCAACCUUUCCUGAAACACAGCAACCAGCCUUUCCACCAGGUUUAUACUCCCGGAGCAAAACGCCAAACCACUAAAUAUAAUAUUUGUCAUCGGUGAAACAGCUUUAUUGUUCCUCUCGCCCUUUUUGGUAAAAUUAAAAUUUUGACUUUUCACUGUGACAUGAGUCACAUGACACACGGAUGCUGAAAAACCUGGACUUUUUAGUUGUGCUACUUUGUUUUCGCAAGUAUUUUGUUUUCGUGAGGGAAAAAAAAGAUUUAUCUAUUGCUCAGCAUGUGAAGCUUCAACGUUUAGAACUGUUGUUCUGACAAUGUUUAGCCAGCAUUUCCCAUUUGAUCUUAAAUGUUGACAAUUUCUGUAAAUUCAAAGUUGAGUGACACGUAGUAUAUCAUUUUACAAUUCAGUUUACAUUUAGCUCUUUUCAGUACCAUUGAUGACGAUAAUCUACCAAUCAUGUGGCUCUUUUCAUCCUUCCAUGAAUUUGCAUUAGUUUGUCAUUCGUAGAUGUACAAUCAAUUUGAACUAGGAUGGCUGGCAGCGAAUAAAUUAAUUUGUUUUCAGCCCUCCCAGUUGAAAUGGAUUGGACCUCUAUCGCUAUAAAUGACAGCCGAUGAGUUAAAUGUCCUAAGAAAUGGUGACCAUGUCAUAGAAUGAAAAUGGCUGCAAAAAUGUAAUUUCACAUACAAUUUCAUAGUUAUUCCAUCCAAAACAAUGCAUUAGCGAAUGGCCAAAUUCUGGGUGGGACAUCAUAACCAGAAUUAAAGAUCAUGAAUAGCUUUCUAGUGCUGCGCUAGCUAGUACGUGUGACAGAAUGACAGAACAGUUACGCAGCAACAACAGAAUAGAAAGCCUCUGGAUACCAUGCUCGCAGAUUGAAAAAAUCUGCAACUCAUUCUGGGUGUCACAUCUUUUUGGACAUUUGUUAGAGGAUUGGGUAAAGGCAUCUGACAAAGGAAGACUAAUAUCUAUAUUAAGCCUUUUCUGUCACUUUUUGAUGGAUUUGUGUCAGAAAUAUGGUCUGCUAUCAUUUUAAAUUGACUUGUAUUUCAUUGCACCUUCAACAAAGGGCUUUAUAUAAAACUGAUGAAUCAAAUGUGCCAUAUUUAAAAUGCAAUGUGUGUCAAAGUCCACAAUGUGUUUAAAUAUCUUUAAGUGUUUUACUGCUAUAUUGUCACAAUGCAGCAAUAGAAAUACUACUUAUGUAAAAGAGCUAUUUCAGAUCUAUUUAUACUUAGGGGAGGAUGUAUUUAUAAAUGAGAACUCCCAGCAUCUAUUUUCAAUCCAACAGAGUAACAAUUUGCAUCAUUUGAAAAGCAAAAUAAAGACUAUUUUUAAGACA
Molecule: messenger RNA, 2763 nt
Organism: Corythoichthys intestinalis (scribbled pipefish)
Lineage: Eukaryota; Metazoa; Chordata; Actinopteri; Syngnathiformes; Syngnathidae
Gene: mapk14a
Product: mitogen-activated protein kinase 14a
Exons: 12
Coding region: 277-1359 (360 amino acids)
Biological process (GO): protein phosphorylation; intracellular signal transduction
Cellular component (GO): cytoplasm; nucleus
Molecular function (GO): MAP kinase activity; ATP binding
Source: RefSeq, a predicted model, not a curated record